GAGGAACUGCGCUCGAGAUAUUUUGGCAAACUUUGAUCGUUGAGUUUGAUAGGUGUUGAUACCUUCAUUUUGCUUAAGACUGGACCUAUCCUGGCUCUGGAAUUGGUGAGGUAGUUGUCGGGCAUCUGGAGAUGUCAGCUAAGAAGGAGAGCAAGUCAGACCAGCAGCUCCAUCUAGCAGCCCUUCAGGGCAACCUGUCGCUGCUCAGGAGAACACUAGAUGGAGGCAAGGUCCACGUUGACUGCAAGGAUAAGGAGGGGACAACACCUCUGAUACUCGCAGCAGCCAAUAACCACCUGCAGUGCGUCAAGGAGCUUCUGGACCAGGGAGCACAGCUGGAUGAGAGGAGAAAUACCGGUACCUGUGCUCUGUUCUUUGCAGCCCAAGGUGGUUUCCAAGACAUAGUCAAGGAACUACUUGACAGGGGAGCAUCAGUGGAUCUACCAAGUCAGGAUGGAGGCACUCCUCUGUUCGUAGCCUGCCAGUGUAACCACCUCGACGUUGUCAAAGAGCUUGUCUCGAGAGGAGCCGAUGUGCACCGGACCAUGAACGACGGUGCCACUCCACUUUUCAUCGCAGCACAGAAUGGUCACUACAACAUGCUCAAGUACCUCCUGGAAAGAGACUGUGACAUUAACCAAUCAAGAGUGGACAAGGCGAGCCCCCUGUGGAUUGCUGCUCAGAUGGGCCAUGCUGACAUCAUCAGAGAGCUGAUCUCCCAUGGUGCUAAGAUUGAUUCUGCAAGGGAGGACGGUGCCACUCCUCUCUUCAAGGCGGCACACAAGGGUCACACUGACUGUGUGUCCGACCUGGUCAGCCAUGGUGCUUCACUGGGUUUGCUGGAGAAUGGCGAGAGUGCUUUACAUGCUGCAGCCCUUUUUGGACAUCUCAAAGUUGUCAAGCAGCUGAUACAUGCUGGUGCUGACAUCCAUCUCAAGAACAAGGAGGGUGUCACUGCUUCCGAUCUUGCCAGAGAUGCAGGGUAUGACAUCAUUUCCGACUUCAUCCACACUGCCAAGCAGCCCUCUUCCCACACCACAGUAUGACGGAAGGGACUAGUUGGCAUUGUUAUUCCCACAACCCCAUACAAGUGGGCACCAUUAUAAGCGGCAUGUUUCACAAGAAAAUGCUGUUUUUGCCAAGUUACUGUAAAAUUUGGGUAAAAGGCAUUAGGCAGUGAGACGAGCCUGGCUACAUAGCUGAGGGGCCAGGGUCAACUGCCACCCCCACCCCCUUCCCUUAAAGAAGAGCCUGACUGUGCUACUACCAGUGAGCAGUGUGUACAUUGUAAUAUUAAUGUUUUAGUAACUCCAGUAAUUCUGAAAUCUUUGUUGGUGCGAUAAACAAUAAUUUGGAGUCUUGCCACACAUUCAAAUUGUAUGGGAAAAGAGCAUUCGGGAUUAAAGGCUCUGUAUAUGUGCUUUGAGGCAGCUUUCUUUAAAAUUUUGUUCCCUUCCUGUCUGCUGGAGUUAAACAAAUUUUCUCUUACAUUUUAAAGUCUUCCUACUUAAAGGUGAUACUUCCGUACUCCUCAAUCACAGAAGAACCAACACUGAAAAUCUUUCAACAUUUUGUUGUGAUUAAAUAUUGUCAUGCUGUGACUGACUUUCUGCCUGACUUUUUUUCAACAAGUAGAAUUCAUUCCUUAAUAUUCUUUCACAGAAUUAAGUUGUGUAAUUUGAGCAAUCUAGUGCACUUAUAGUUCUUUGAUUAAAUAUGAUUAACAAAUGAGGACUUUUUGCGUCUGAGCAGUGCCCUUAACCCCUACUUCCUUUAACCGAAUGCAUGGAUACUUAAGCAUACAGAUUUAUGUAUGUUCAGGUAUGUUAUAGUCAGGUGAGUGAGGAAAAUGUCCGUCAGAAUUCAAACCUGUAAACUUACCGUGGUGCCAGAGCUUCUUCCUACGCAGCACUGUCAUCUGGCCACACUCUACAUGUAGCAAUUUGCCAAUUGUUCAUUGUCUUUAAAUGUACUUGUGCAUUCACAUGUACGAAGUUUCACACGGCUUGUUUCGGGGCUUGUUUCGAUAUGAUCCAUAUUUCAACAGACGUUUUACCCUCAAAAGUGUUCAUGGGUUGCAGUGUUUUUCAUUCUACCGUAGGACAUGUGGAGCAGAGAACGCCCACAAACAUUUUCAGCGGGCUAGUCUUUGCGGUGAUUUUGUAAUUCAAGAAACUAUAGCAGUAAGUAGGAGACAAUAAAGAGACCUUCUUGAGGACAUACCCUUCAGACCCAACCACAUGCUUUGAGUAGAUAUGCUAAGGUCUACAACUUUUUACAAAGAUUAAACGCCUUUGAAAAAAAAAGAAAAGAACAACAGCUGAUCAGUUCUUACAAGCAUUCAAACCUAUUACACCAAUUUCUAAACUCAUGUACAAAUGUAUUUGUGGUGAAGCAUAUUCGAAAAAGAGGCUAUUAAAAUCCUGUAUUAUUUAAAAUCAAUAGUGCUAAAACACAAGAUUAGUACUCAAAGAGAGGUUCAGUAUACCGUUGUGACAUUGUGUUGAGUUCCAAAUUAUGCGUGUAAAAAGAAUCACAGACAAGCCUGUUCAUUGUGUAUUCAUUUAAUAUGCAUUAUUCAAAGAGAUAUAUUUUGAAGGAGGAGAGUUGGAAAUAUCUAUGGGCUGCUUCAGAUAUUGUUGAUUCAAAUACAUGUAGUGAAACAGUACAAAAAUUUAAUGAGCUGAAGAUGUUGCUCUGCAGUGUUAUAGUAUUUGUAGUUUUAUUGCUGAAUAUAAUCAGGUGCUGAAUUUUUUUCCCCCAAGUUGUGGAAAUACCCAGUCACAACCCUAUGGGUACAGUAUUUAUGACUCGCUCCAGGCAAGGAUGAUUUAAGUCAUGGCCCGCUCAUAGUAGGGAGGGUAAAAUUUUUUGUGGAACUUGAAUUUUUAUUUUUUUGUAAGAAAUUUUAUAUUCAUCAAUAAUUUGAAGGGAACAUGCUGGUUGCUGGGGUGAUUUCAGAUCAGUCUUGCAAGCCUAAGUCUGUGUUAGAAUCAAGUUUUUCUCAGUUAAGAACUAACAUGAGACAAUGUCAUAUCUGCUGCUGAUAACAGACUAUUGGGCUAUGCCAUAUAUGCCCCAUAGGCCAUUGGGCUAUGCCAUAUAUGCCAAGUAACGGCUUACACUAUGGGCCUUCCAGCCAUGCGUUUAAAAUUGCAUUUUUUUCUGAUGCAACCUUUUAUACAGGCAUGCAACUGAUUUCCUCUUUUUUCACUUCACUCUCA
This is a messenger RNA of Acanthaster planci (crown-of-thorns starfish), 3224 nucleotides long. RefSeq lists its product as uncharacterized. The record is from RefSeq and is a predicted model, not a curated record. Lineage: Eukaryota; Metazoa; Echinodermata; Asteroidea; Valvatida; Acanthasteridae. Gene Ontology annotation, molecular function: protein binding.